Molecule: messenger RNA, 660 nt
Organism: Trichomycterus rosablanca
Lineage: Eukaryota; Metazoa; Chordata; Actinopteri; Siluriformes; Trichomycteridae
Exons: 2
Source: RefSeq, a predicted model, not a curated record
AUGAGUUUAAGGGACGUCGAGUUACAAGAUGUGAACGUAUACGGCACAAUCAAGGUCAGCGGUGUUGAUCUGACCCGCACAGAGCACUUUAAAUAUCUUGGCUCGUCGAUCUCGGCUGAUGGUAGCCUGAAGCAUGAAGCCAACGCGCGGGUCAAUGCUGCUUGGCUGAAGUGGCGCUCCAUUACCGGGGUGCUCUGUGACCACUGCACGAAGGAUCGCCUAAAGUCAAAGAUCUACCGCGCAGUCAUCCGCCCAGUCGCUCUCUACGGCUCAGAGUGCUGGCCCACCACUAAGGAGAUCGAGUGCCGCCUUGCCGUCAUGGAGACAAAGAUGCUGCGCUGGAUUAGCGGCAACACGCGCUUCGACCACAUCCGAAACGACGACAUUCGCCGGCGUUACGGCGUCGUUCACAUCACAGAGAAGAUGCGUGAAGCACGCCUCCGAUGGUACGGCCACGUACUUCGUUCAGAUGCCGUUUCACUUGCACACAUCGGCUUCAGCCUUGAAGUGCCCGGAAAGCGCCCAAAAGGCCGCCCAAAGCAGCGCUGGACAGACACGCUGCACAUUGACCUCGCCGCUGCACGACUCCACCCAGACCAAGCUCAUGACCGAGAAAAAUGGCGACUGCGAUCCAGACGAGCCGACCCCGCAACCGAACGG